UAGAGUUCGAGUGAGCGACCGGUAGAUCUGGGCCGUACAUGUAGAUAGCGACUGACUUCUCAAUCAGGUUGAUUCCGUAACCGGCGAAACCUUGGUCAGGAAAUUUGGAGAUCAUAACUUAUGUAAGCGUUAAAAAGAAACAAAGAAAGAGUCCUGCCCACUUUUCACAAGCAAAGUCUUUCUCAUAUGGAAGAGGACAUCACUGCCAACAUACAUGUAUUAAGUACAUGUAGACUUUGUUUCCUUAUCAUACAUGUAGGAACAGAAUUCUAAAGGUAUUUUUAUUGGAGCAGAAGUUUAUUAAGGAACACUUGGCAUGAGCACUGCAGGGAUGGAUGCAGAGGCUGACCAUCUUCCAUGUAACAGGACAGCAAUACCUGCCCAAUCAGGUCAAAGCUGUCUGAACGAAGAUGUAUCCAGCACAGUGAACAACGAGUGUAUGGUGUGCUCGGACAAGGCUACAGGUUUGCACUACUCUGUCACCACCUGCGAGGGUUGCAAGGGAUUUUUCAAGCGGACUGUGCAGAAGCAGUUGAAGUAUGCCUGUCGGGGUGUGGGCCAACUGGGGGGUUGCACCAUCACAAAAGAAAGCCGCAACAAUUGUCAACACUGCAGAUACAAAAAAUGUCUUAGUGUUGGCAUGAAUGUGGCUGCUGUCAGGGAGGACAGGGCUCCUGGUGGAAGGCCUCAUGCUAAGAAGCUUAGGUCAGAUCAACAGCAGCUAGAUCAAGAUCCUCAGACGCACGGCCAGCCUACAGAGAGAGAUCCUAGUGAGGAGCUGUUUGAUGCUCCUGCAACCUCAUCAGGGACAGAUCAGGACAUUGGACAAGAUGACUCCUUCACUGAAGAGAAAGCCGGUGAUAUGAUCCAGCUUCUGGAAGAACUGAAAGCCUCCAGACCAGACAUAAUACCAGUUAAAGGUAAUGAAGUCAACCAUGAUAAGCCCAUUAAUACUAUGAUGCAGUGUGGCUACCAAGAACUCCAACUUAUCAUCAGAUGGGCCAAGAAAGUACCCGGAUUCACCAAUCUCUGCAUUGGGGAUCAAAUGUGCCUUUUGAAAAGCUCCUUCCUGGAACUUAACAUUCUUCGACUUGCCUACAGGUCAAUGGCAACUUAUGCCGACAAGAUCUUACACUUUGCUGAGGGUGUGGUACUAACUGAAGAGGAGACAGUCAAGUUGGGUUGGGAUUCUGAGCUAGUCCAGUCCACCUGUACCUUUGCAAAGCGUCUGUCUGAGAUAAAAUUGGAUUAUUCUGACUUCUGCUUACUCAAUGCAUUAAUACUGUCAUUUCCUGAUGCAGCAGGGCUUACAGACAAAGAGUCAGUGACACGCCUCCAAGCUCGCUUUAUGGACUGCUUCUACUUUUAUUGUCAGACUAAACACCCCCAGGACACCAAACACUAUGGCAAAAUGUUACUUCGCCUGCAAGCCUUGCGGGCACUGAGUGCUAAGGCUGCCAGUUGUUUCUUUGAUCUGAUUGAUAGUGGCUCACUGGCAAAAGAUGAUCUUGCUCAAGAGAUGUUUGAAGAUGGCUUCACAUCACUGUAAGUGUAGCUUGUUGGUCCGUACUUUUCAGUGUUGGUCAAAAUAUUCAACAACAUGUCCUACUGAAGUCGCAUUGUACUAAAUGUCCUGUUGAGGAUUAACUUACUGCAGGAUUAUUGACAUUGUACUAACAACUGUAGAAAAGAGUGUCCUUUUUUUCUUUGAAAGAAUUUCAAGCCUACAUGUACAUUGUUGAUAUAACACUAAGGAAAUGAAGUGUACCCUGUGACUUUGUUCCUCGUUGAUAUUGUCUUAAGUUCUGGAUGUAGGCUCAUUUGAAGUUAGUCUUCAUAGUACUGCAAAAUUUCAUCGCAGCAAAUAUAGAUGAUCUUGUAACUUGGUUAACAAAUAAUGCAAGGUGAUUAUGGUGAAGCAAGUAUUUUGUGAGUCUAAAUAUUUGUCUUGUAAUUUAUGUUAUGACCUCAGGCAUUCAUAUACUCGGUAUGUAACUUAAUUGACCAUUGUUCUGUUGUACAUAAUACUGUCAUAAUAAAAUAGAACAAAGCUGCUUGCCUAAUAUGUGCUACCUGCAUAUGUACAAAUAAUUGUUUUAAUGUACUCAAAAUCUCAAGAGAGGAUACAUGCACAUGUGCGUAUUAGAAGAAGUAAAAAGAGAUUAAUUUUAUUGAACCUGAAUUGAGCUAAAAAAAGGCUUAGUAAUCAACAAAUCAUUAGUGUGAAAACAUCAGCAUGUACAGUCAGGGGCUAAAUUGGUCAAGUACCAUAGUUAACCAUAGUUGGACUAACUCUGAUUGAACGCACGCUAGUUGACAAUGGUUGGAUUAUUCUAGUCCAUUAUUUGCGACCAGCCUUUCGAGGUAGGUCACAUUGUUGGUUGCUGUAAACCAUUUUUAAUAGCACAGUAUACAGAGGACCAGUUACAAGAAAAGUACCAGAAAAACAGUAUGUCACCAGUAAACAACCAUUUUCACUUCAAUUUUUGCUAUUUUACCCUCCCUGCGGGCACCUUUUUUCCCUGAAAACGCUUGACUAGGGUUGUUCGCACUUCGACUUUACUGCACACGAGCUUGGUAUGUCAUGAACCAGCCACUAGUGAACUAGUGGUCCUUUAUGGAGCUUGCCCCAGUAUUGAGUUGCUGACUGCUGUGAUGUAUGAUGAUGGCAGUGUUUAAUUCUGUCAGAGGAUAUAGCAUUUAAAAAGAUGAGGCAUGUACUUUUCGGGUGUUAAAAACAAUGUUCAACUACACAGAAGUCAAGAGUUAUUUCUCUUGGGAAUUAUUGUUAAUUUCUACUUUCAAGCUCGAUAAGCAGCUUCAAAAACAGAAGUCUGUAUUAAUGUCAACCUAUUAGGGAUAUUGCAUGUAUCUGUUGCAGUGACUGUCUUGAAGCAGGAGCUCAUUAUCAAUAGUCUUGGUACUAAGAGUUUGUUACUGUACAUAAAUGAUGUCAUGCAAGAUGGUACAGAAAUGACUGUAUUGGUUUUAUGCAUAUACGUGUUAUGUCAUAAAUACACCAACAUAUAUAAGUACAUGUACGUACAUGUAUAGAGUAUGUCUUUGUGCUAUGACAUCAUAUGAAGAAAUUAUCGUAUGCAAGACAGAGGAACCAUCGUACAUUAUACUUGGCACACAGAAGAUAUGAUAAAUUUUUUACACUGUAAAUGUACAUGUAUUUCAUUUCUUGGAAAGUUCUGGAAUAUGAGAUGGAUCGGUUCUUAUUACUUCCAGAGCCACCAAGAAUUAAAAAAAAAUUGUAAUUUUAUUAAUACAAUGUUACUCAUUGUAUUUGGACUUGAAAAAUCUUUAUGACCUUGUUUAUUUUGGUUAAAUGGAUGUGCAAGAAAAAUAUCCCAUUACAACUGGGGCAUAUAUAUGUAUAGUGCAUGGAUACUGGUGCUAUAGUUGACGUGUGGUUAUAUUUUCACAAGAGGAUUGCAGUUUUUGCUGGUGUGCUGUAUGUUUGCUUACUGUUGUGUAUAAUGUCAGAAAAGCUAUUCAAAUUUUAAAUAAUGUAUUCAAAUUCAAAAGUACUUAUCUGAUUUUAUUUUGCACAGUGAAAAUGCAACUCUAGAGGAAGUUUUGAAAAUGACCAUAUGGCUCUGAUAUGACUUCUUACUCUUCGUGUUAGGAAUUCCAAACAAGUUCCUUUAUCUUCAAUAUAUUUUUAUCAGAGUCAUUUAAGCAGUGUAUUCUCUAAGACACUUAAGCCUGGUUACCAUAUGGUUGGUUGUAAAGUACAGGCGUGCAAGAUGUGAAGACACGAACGGAAGAGACAGUGCUUUACAUAAAGAGUGUAAUAUUUGAGCAUUGAGGAGAAAAUGAGCAAAAUUUGUGGAACUAAGCAAGAGGGACAUCGUUGCACGCCGGCCAUGCCAGCGUGUGUGUUUGUAUGGUGAUGCCACAGCUACUUGAUGCAGUCGGCAACGUUGAACCUGGCUCAACUUUGCCGAUCGUUCGUGAGUUGGUUUGCGUUUGUCUGCGUUGUUGGCAACCCCUCUGUUUGGCAUGUUUCCAUAAGUCUGUGUUGCAGUUUAAGUCUUGAUUGCAUUGCUAUCUGAGUUUCAUAUGUCGAUGUGGAAACCAGGCUUUAUAUGUACACAGUCAGGAAAUCUGUUGCAGGAAUAAAGAGCAGAUACUGUCUGCCCAUGUAGCACUGCUGUAAUCACAUAAGACUCUAACAAGUUCUGUUACAGCAAAUGCAGCAUGUACUUUUAUUCUGUAAUGUACCAAUCAUUAAGCCCUGCUUACUGUGCACAAUGCACAUAAAUACACCACUCAAGAGACACUUUGGAACUUUUGAGUCAUGGGUAAAUGCACACAUGUAGAAGUUCAGUUGGCCAACUGAUUUAGCAGUCAUGGCAGUCUCACUCAAAACAUGCUAAAGGGUGUAAUUGAUCCAUCUUCAACAACAACAAGCAAUUAACCGGGUUUAGGUACACUCUAUGUCCCAAAAUUGACUUGGACUUCCAACUGACACAGAUUCAGUGGUCUUUAUUGUAGUCAGUGUAAGCUUAUUAUAUAAAAAGCAAGCUCCUACCUCACAGUUAGCCCGUGGCAGUGGCUGACAGAACACACAUGCAUCUUUAGGAAAUAAAGCCACUAGUUGACGGCUUCCACUGGUGCAUAUGAUACUGAGCUGACGGUAAGCUUCCACUGUGCUUGUGUUAUCGAGCUGAUGGCUUCCAUAGGUGCAUGUAUACCAGGCAAGAUAUGGGAUGGAGGGGUACCCCCCUUACAUGUCAAAUCCCUAUACACACUCUAGACUAUUG
Molecule: messenger RNA, 4775 nt
Organism: Acanthaster planci (crown-of-thorns starfish)
Lineage: Eukaryota; Metazoa; Echinodermata; Asteroidea; Valvatida; Acanthasteridae
Product: steroid hormone receptor ERR2-like
Biological process (GO): regulation of DNA-templated transcription
Molecular function (GO): zinc ion binding; sequence-specific DNA binding; DNA-binding transcription factor activity
Source: RefSeq, a predicted model, not a curated record